This is a messenger RNA of Solea solea (common sole), 3249 nucleotides long. RefSeq names its product espin-like protein. The record is from RefSeq and is a predicted model, not a curated record. NCBI's taxonomy places the organism in Eukaryota, Metazoa, Chordata, Actinopteri, Pleuronectiformes, Soleidae. The transcript has 11 exons. Gene Ontology annotation, molecular function: actin filament binding. Gene Ontology annotation, cellular component: cytoplasm. Gene Ontology annotation, biological process: actin filament bundle assembly. The coding region runs from base 1 to 3033 and encodes 1010 amino acids.
AUGGUGCUGCACCGGGCCAUCCAGGCAGCUCGAGCAGGGGAUCUGGCAAUCCUGAGGGAGCUGGCGUCCUCAGGUCACCUCUCUCCUCUUAUCACUGAUGCCCAAGGCGCCAGCCCAGUGCACCAUGCAGCCAGGUGUGGACGCCUGGAGUGCCUGCAGUUCCUGGUGAGCGAGCAGGGUCUGGCAGCUGAUUGCCGGGCCUUGAACAGGGCCACGCCGGCACAUGACGCAGCAGCUACUGGCCACAUCCGGGAGCUGCGAUGGCUUGUGGAGGAAGGAGGUUGCAACAUUGAGGAUCGGGAUGCAGGUGGCGCCACAGCCCUUCACCUUGCAGCUCGUUUCGGUUGCGUUGAGGUCGUCGAGUGGCUGCUUUCAGCUGGAGGACUGGCAGAGGUGGAGACAAACUGUGGCGCAGUUCCUGCUCACUACGCUGCAGCCAACGGUCACCUCGGCUGUUUGAAACUACUCAUUGAGCAGGCACCUGGGUGUGUGAACCACCAGACCGGUAUGGGUGCGACCCCGCUCUACCUGGCCUGCCAAGAAGGCCACCUCCAUGUUGUCGAGUACCUUGUUAAGGACUGUGACGCGGACGUCCACCUGAGGGCGCACGAUGGCAUGACGUGCCUGCACGCUGCAUCUCACAUGGGUCAUCAUGCUGUGGUGGAGUGGCUGGUGACCUGCACGGAUGUCAACAUAUCCUGCCAGGACAGGGAUGGAGCCACUGCUCUGCACUUUGCUGCCAGCAGGGGGCACUAUUGCAUCUUGGAGACGCUUCUUCACUUGGGUUCAAAGGUUAUCAAAGAUCACUGGGGAGGGACCCCACUUCAUGAUGCUGCAGAGAAUGGAGAGCUGGAGUGCUGUAGAAUCCUGUUAGCCAAUCAAGCAAACCCCUCACAUCAAGACAUUGAUGGAUUUACAGCUGCAGAUUUGGCAGAGUACAACGGACACUAUGAAUGUGCCAGAUAUCUCCGUGCCAUUGAGGCAAAAGCAGAUAACAUUGAGAUCAUCACUUCAGUGGAGGAAGGAGAGAAAGUGAAGCCUCCUGUGUUGCUGCAGCAAAGCAGGAAAGACUACUACGGAAGCCUGAGUGACACACGCAGCGACAGUUGCAGCACAAACACACCCAUGGAUAGUUUGAAGGAACCUGAGAGUGAGGAGUCUCCACAGGCCAGAUACCCUCAACCGUCAGCCAUCCUCCACAGAAUAGAGCAGGUUCAGACUGCAACAUCUGUUAUUAAAGGUUUCACUCAGCCCAAGGCAGCUGGGAGUAAGACAAAUGUCUCCGCUGAUAAGAUGAUGUUGCCUGACGCAAACUUCCUGUCUGAAAAGAAUCUGUUUGGGAACAUGAAGUCCAUUACAUCUCUGAAGCAGUCGGGGGUGUCGGGAGCCUUCACUGGACAAGCAAAUAAAAUGGUGGUCCUGCCCACUGAGGAGGCGAACCUGUCCGACAUCGACUACCUGGUGCCCACCCACGACGAGAAAGGCCGUCCCAUCGCUGAGUGGAAGAGACAAGUGAUGGUGCGACAGCUGCAGGCCAGGCUGCUGGAUGAGGAGGAUCAGAGGAGGAAGGAGAACGGGAACAGAUUCGUUAAAGUCAGCUGGAGGUACUCCCAAGCUCACAACGCCAUCCUGGGGCCUUUUGGUGAGCUGCUGACCGAGGAUGACCUCAUCUAUCUGGAGCAGCAGAUCGCCAGCGUCUACAUGCAGAGGAAAAGUGAAGGCUACGAGCUGGAGCUAGCUCGACUCGCCGAGGAGCUCAGGCACAUCCUGCCCGCACCGAUAGUCAACAUCACCGUCAACACACAGUUCAGAAACUUCACCAGUCAAGUUCCCCUCCCCAUGUGGUGUGGUCGCAUCUCUGGCAUCGUACAGAGCAUGUCUCUGCUCUUGACCAACCUGAAUGACCAGCCUCACUGUAAGAUGCCCAACACUGACCUGAUCACCGUGUUCUCCCAGACUCCCGACAGACAGAACUCCAUCAGAGGACGCAGAGAGAGGAUAGAGGAUGAAAUCCAUCAGUUUGGAGUUUCUGUGAGGACUCUGAAGUCUAACUUUGAGAUGCAGGAUUCACCGCUGUCAAUCGAGCCAGAAGAGGCUGUCGUGUUAAAUUCACCCACAGAGCUCAUGACAGCAGAGCAGCAUAAACAGACUAAAACGUUAAUUCCAGCCAAGGAAACAGACCACAACAGCGACUCCGGCAUUGACAUAAAUGUCGCAGACGUCCUGGAGACCACCAGCCUGAGAAAAGAGCGGAUCGUUGUGCUCUUCUUAGGGCACUGGAAGAAAUCUGCCUACGCCGUGACGCAGAGGAGGGUGAGCGUUGUGAGCGUGGGAGCGGGCGACAGAUCUGGGUCAGACCGUACAGGCAGCGUGGAGAGCGACCAGUCCAAGAUGAUGAACAGUUCUCUGGGACAUUUCUUCAAACAGAGGAGCGCCGUCAACAAGAUGCUGGGGAACUGGAGGAGCAUGAUCUCCAGUGUCCCGUCCAGACAGAUACGCAGGCUCCACAGGGAGAAGGCUCUCUACUCUCCAGAGCAGUUCCUUCCUCGUGUGGACGGCGUGCCUGUGGAGUACGACAACCUGACCUUGGAUCUCUUCAUGCUGGGCUACUUUCACAUCCUGGAGUUGGAUCUGCCGGUGGACGAACGCAAGAUGAGACACCUGCUGUGCUUCGAGGUGUUCGACCACAUCGGCAGCUUCCCCUGGGAGCUGGUCAGGGACUUCCACAAAGCCGUCAUACAGGACAUUGAGGCCGGAAAUCGCGAGUGGGUUGACGGCUUUGAGGACAUUAAAGUCAAGUUCUUCGGAAACGCUGUGAGUCAACCCGAAAUCACUGCAGAGGUGGUGAAACAUAGCCUCCCAGAUGUCAGACAGGUCCCUAAAGUCAUUGUGCAGACACCUACGCCCGAUGAGGGGACACUCUGUAAGGGCACGGAUAUUUCUAGUUUCAGCAAUGAAGAAAUUUGUAAAUACAUCGACCGCAGUUUUGCUUUUUGGAAAGAGAAAGAGGCAGAGAUUUUUGAUUUUGAGUAGUUUUCUUUGUGUUACAUUUUUUAUAUGUAUAUUUUUAAUGUUUUGUAGGUAGAUGAAGGUAGAGCUGGAUAUUGUGACUUGAACUGUCUCUAGCAAUUGUCAAGUACUGCUAGAAUUUGAGCCUUGUUUACUUUUGUCUGACAUUUGUUUCAUUUUGUUAAUUUUAUACUGUAUUUUAAUAUGCUUAUGCUAAUAUAUUAAAAGUCAUGAACUCCA